UUCAGCGAAGGAGGCUCGUGACAUGGCGGAUACCGAGGAAGGCUUUGGGCUUCCAAACACGCCCGUGGAUCCGGAGUCGAAAGAGCUUCAGUCGGAAACCAAGCAAGACAGUCAGCUCGGGGCCAGCAGCAAGUCGCCUUCCUCUCCCCAAGCAGCUUUUACACAGCAGGGCAUGGAAGGGAUCAAGGUGUUUUUGCACGAGCGAGAACUGUGGCUAAAAUUUCACGAAGUGGGGACCGAAAUGAUUAUUACCAAAGCUGGAAGGCGUAUGUUCCCCAGUUACAAAGUGAAGGUCACUGGACUCAAUCCAAAAACUAAGUACAUACUGCUGAUGGAUAUUGUACCAGCUGAUGACCACAGAUACAAAUUCGCAGAUAAUAAAUGGUCAGUGACAGGGAAGGCAGAGCCUGCCAUGCCAGGCAGACUGUACGUGCACCCAGACUCACCAGCCACCGGGGCUCACUGGAUGAGACAGUUGGUUUCUUUCCAAAAACUCAAGCUCACCAACAACCACCUUGACCCAUUCGGACAUAUCACCCAGCUAAAGAUUGAAAACAAUCCUUUUGCUAAAGGCUUUCGAGGCAGUGAUGAUAUGGAGCUGCACAGAAUGUCACGAAUGCAAAGCAAAGAGUAUCCUGUGGUUCCUAGGAGCACGGUGAGACAAAAAGUGUCCUCUAACCACAGCCCUUUUAGUGGUGAGACCAGAGUUCUUUCCACCUCCUCCAACCUCAGCUCCCAGUACCAGUGUGAGAAUGGGGUCUCCAGCACCUCCCAGGACCUGCUACCACCUGCCAACCCAUACCCCAUCUCCCAGGAGCACAGUCAGAUCUACCACUGUACGAAGAGAAAAGAUGAGGAAUGUUCCACCACUGAGCAUCCAUACAAGAAAUCCUACAUGGAAACCUCACCAGCAGAAGAGGAUCCCUUCUACAGGUCCAGUUACUCCCAACAGCAAGGACUGAAUACCUCAUACAGGACUGAAUCUGCCCAGCGCCAAGCUUGUAUGUAUGCCAGCUCCGCUCCCCCAACAGACCCCGUGCCCAGCCUAGAGGACAUCAGUUGUAACACAUGGCCCACGGUGCCAUCUUACAGCAGCUGCACAGUGACUGCCAUGCAGCCUAUGGACAGGUUACCGUACCAGCAUUUUUCUGCCCAUUUCACCUCUGGUCCUCUGAUGCCCCGUCUCACCGGUGUGGCCAAUCACACAUCACCACAAAUAGGGGACACACACAGCAUGUUUCAGCACCAAACAUCUGUUUCUCACCAGCCCAUUGUCCGGCAGUGUGGACCUCAAACUGGCAUCCAGUCUCCCCCAAGCAGCUUACAGCCAGCAGAAUUCCUUUAUUCCCAUGGGGUGCCUAGAACCCUUUCACCCCACCAGUACCAUUCUGUUCAUGGGGUGGGCAUGGUGCCAGAGUGGAGUGAGAACAGCUAACAAGGAAAUAAGGGAAAUGCAAGAAAACAAGCCCUGAAAAAUUGAAAACCAACGUAUUAAAGCGAAAUGAAUAUUUUGCAAGACUCCUUUAACUGAAUGUUCACCAUUAGCACUCCAGAGAUGGACACUGAUCUGAUGAGCUGUUUGAAACCACAGAUUAAAUAGUAAUCAACCUCAUUGUGACUUUUUUCUUUUAUUUUGUUGCUAAGAAAAUCAACAAAAACGCACUUCCCCCACACCCCACUCCCCAGCCCUCCCUAGACACAUGCACACACAAUUUGUUACUGCCACAAAAACUUAAUUUCUUCUGUUUUUCUUGCUUUCAAGUGAAGACACAAU
Gavialis gangeticus (Gharial) is the source of this 1774-nucleotide messenger RNA. It is a transcript of the gene TBX5, whose product is annotated as T-box 5. Gene Ontology annotation, biological process: pattern specification process; cardiac left ventricle formation; positive regulation of DNA-templated transcription. The record is from RefSeq and is a predicted model, not a curated record. Bases 23 to 1435 code for a protein of 470 amino acids. The transcript has 7 exons. Gene Ontology annotation, molecular function: DNA-binding transcription factor activity, RNA polymerase II-specific; RNA polymerase II cis-regulatory region sequence-specific DNA binding. Lineage: Eukaryota; Metazoa; Chordata; Crocodylia; Gavialidae. Gene Ontology annotation, cellular component: nucleus.